AUGGCGGCGUCGGUAUCCUGCCCCUGCUCCUUCUUCUUCGAAGCCGAGCCGGUCGGCGAACCCGGCAUGCCCGCGCAGGACGCGUGCGCGCUCUGCGCCAAGCAGCUCGCCCGCGACAGCGACGUCUUCAUGUACAGAGGGGACACGCCCUUCUGCAGCGAGGACUGCCGCCACCACCAGAUGCGCCUCGACGCCAGGCAGGCGGCCAAGGCUGCCACCCGGAGGCAGUUCUCGUCGGCGACGGCGUCUGCGCGAGGGCAUCGGGAGGAGUCCAGGGAGGUGCCCGUCGCGAGCUAA
This is a messenger RNA of Lolium rigidum, 297 nucleotides long. RefSeq names its product FCS-Like Zinc finger 2-like. NCBI's taxonomy places the organism in Eukaryota, Viridiplantae, Streptophyta, Magnoliopsida, Poales, Poaceae. The record is from RefSeq and is a predicted model, not a curated record. The coding region runs from base 1 to 297 and encodes 98 amino acids. The transcript has a single exon.